AUGAGGUUGAGAAGAGGUCAAGAUAAAAUUGAAUCUUGGGAGAAGCUUAAGAAACAUAUGAGACUUGCAUUUCUACCCCAUAAUAAUACAAGACUUAUCUAUCAACAACUCCAAAUUCUUAGGCAAGGGUCCAAGUCGAUUAAUGAAUACACCAAAGAGUUCCAUCAAUUGAUUGCAAGGAAAGAUAUAUCGGAAGAACAACUUGUAGCAAGGUAUAUAGGAGACAAAGUUUGGUGUGAUGUUGUUUUGAUGGAUGCAUGUCAUUUACUUCUUGGGCGGCCUUGGAAAUAUGAUCGGUUUAUGAAUCAUGAUGGGAGAUCUGACAACUAUUCUUUCAUGUGGAACAAUAAGAAGUUGACUCUUGUACCCUAUCGUGAGCUUAUGCCUAAGCCACAAAAUGUUGAUGGAAAAAAUCUACUUACUUAUCACAAAAUGUUCAUAGAAGAGUUGGAUGAUUUGGAGGUGUUCUAUAUACUUCUUGAUAAAGAGUCUCCAUCAUAUGAUUUCUUUCCACCACAAGUCAAGCCAAUUAUCGAAGAAUUUCAAGGUGUUUUUCCUGCCGACUUACCGAAUGCAUUACCACCAUUAAGAGAAGUGCAAUACCAAAUUUAUCUAGUACCCGGUUCAAGUCUUCCCAACAAAGCCCAUUAUCGUACGAGUCCCAAAGAACAUGAAGAAUUACGUCGGCAAGUUGAAGAGCUCAUAGCCAAAGGUUUUAUAAGACCGAGUCUUAGCUCUUGUGAGGUACCGGACUUGUUAGUACCAAAGAAAGAUGGUUCAUGCCGUAUGUGUGUGGAUAGUACAACAAUCAAUAAAAUCACAUUGAAGUACCGAUUUCCAAUUCCUAGUUUGGAUGACUUACUUGAUCAAUUAAGUGGAGCAUGUGUUUUUAGCAAACUUGAUUUUAAUUGGGUAUCAUCAAAUUCGUAUCAAGGUGGGAGAUGA
This is a messenger RNA of Papaver somniferum (opium poppy), 945 nucleotides long. RefSeq lists its product as uncharacterized. The transcript is spliced from 2 exons. The coding region runs from base 1 to 945 and encodes 314 amino acids. NCBI's taxonomy places the organism in Eukaryota, Viridiplantae, Streptophyta, Magnoliopsida, Ranunculales, Papaveraceae. The record is from RefSeq and is a predicted model, not a curated record.